Argiope bruennichi is the source of this 7051-nucleotide messenger RNA. RefSeq names its product vascular endothelial growth factor receptor 1-like. Lineage: Eukaryota; Metazoa; Arthropoda; Arachnida; Araneae; Araneidae. Bases 232 to 4446 code for a protein of 1404 amino acids. The transcript is spliced from 22 exons. Gene Ontology annotation, molecular function: ATP binding; transmembrane receptor protein tyrosine kinase activity. Gene Ontology annotation, cellular component: signaling receptor complex. Gene Ontology annotation, biological process: positive regulation of kinase activity; cell surface receptor protein tyrosine kinase signaling pathway; protein phosphorylation. The record is from RefSeq and is a predicted model, not a curated record.
CUGACACAGUCCUGCGAUCACAGCGGAGGGAUAAUCACCUGCGCUCUCUUUUUCUCGUUCUCCCUCCCAUUUCGUUUUCGGUGCUCAACAAAAGAGUGGCAUGACUUCAAGAGCCGCGGCGGACUUCGCCGCCUUGGGUUCGUGCGCCAUGACGUAAUAUGCACGCUACUUAGAUGAUAAUGAACUUCUCAUGUAUUCGUAUUUUGAAUUUGUUCUGACAUUCUGUUAAAAAUGAACCCAAAGAUAAAAACAUUGCUUUUACUUUCGCUCAGUAGUUUUUUCCUGGAUCAAGGUCUCGCACAGGUGCAUCAGUUUCACCCUCCUUCUUUGGACAUCGACAACGCUUACGUGAAUGUUCAUAGCAACGCCACUUUGCAGAUUGUGUGCAUCGGAAAGUAUCCUCUCGCAUGGAAAACGCCGGGGACGGAUAUAUUGACAUAUGGCAGCAGGUUAUCUAUCGUUCCAUCUGUAAAUAAUUCAGACAACUUUAAUAAGUAUAAAAGCACAUUAGCAUUGGAAGAAUUGGACUUCAACGACACUGGAUACUAUGUGUGUUACUAUGAGGGAACCAGUGAUAUCACUUCUCCGGAAAAUUCUACUUCAAUAUAUGUAUUUGUGAAUGAUCCUUUUCAUUUGUUUGUGGAGACUUCUGCCAUCAUCACUGGCCACCUGCUUAUCCCAGUCCAGCAGCACCGAAGGGCCAUUCUUCCUUGCCAACCCACCAGUUCAGGCUUGAAUGUCACUCUCUGGAAGACAGAGGGAGAAGAAGAAAUGGUCUCCAUGGGAACUGACGUCGAAUUCGAUCCCCGCAUCGGAUUCGUCAUCCAUUAUCCGACCAUCUUCUUUAAUGGCUUCUUCCAGUGCAGAGCCUAUUCCUUCGGAGGGAUCUACGAUUCCAUCAAUCUCACACUCUUCUAUAUGCCGGAUACCUACAAUGCACCCCAGCCGUACAUCAAUACGUCUGAGGCCUUGCAUCCUGUGGUCAACGGUACAUUCAUACUCAAGUGCAACGUGGAUGUUGAUCCAGAUACGAGGCUGUUUAUUGAUUGGAGCUAUCCAAACAAAAAUAACAGCCAAGGCCGGAUUAACGAGACUCAGCCUUUCUCCCAGUGGAAGACCACGAGGAGUUACAAGCACCAGGAAGUUUCUACGAGUCUCAUCGUGAAAAACGCCCAGACCAGCGACAGCGGGAGGUACGUUUGUACCGUGACGGACCAUUCGCAGAAGACCGGACGUGCUGAUGUUAAUAUUUACGUUUACGAUUCUCCUCAACCCUCUCAUGUCAAUCUGACUACAGACAUUGAUACUUCGCAACCUGUUGUCGCCGAGGCCGGAGAGGAUGUCAGAUUUGUUGUAACCGUGACCGCUUAUCCUUCUAGUUCGGAUCAGGUUGAGUUAUCUUGGGAGAAAGGGGGCAGAAGGCUCAGAGAAGAUAACCACUACCACGUGAAUAGGACCAACUCUACAAUAGUGCUAGAAAUCAAGCAGCUCACCAGAGCUGAUGCGGAUACGUACGUUCUGCAUGGAAGAACUAAAGACGCCAACAACAGUCUCGCUAUUCUAUUGGAAGUCAAGGAUGAACCCGUUGUCUCCAUACGAAACGUGAAACCUGUAUACAAAGUUGGAGAAGAAGUAUCCUUAGAAUGCCAUGCCGAUGGGUACCCUGCUCCUAUCGUCUGGUGGCGAUGGAAGGCUUGCGAAGGAUUCGAGGGUGAUUGCAUACCUGGAGGCUCGCGAGGGUGGGUUGAUGUGGAACCCAACGGGAAUCUUUCGAACGAGGAAAACGUGACUUUGGAGUAUUCUUACUCAAGAAGCUUCUCGCUGGUUUCCUUCAUGCAUCUCACAGCGCACCAAAGCGGCCACUACAAGUGCAUAGCGAGCAACGCGAUGGGAAAAGACGAUCAGAUUAUCCCUUUUGUUGUUUCGGAUGCCGAAGAUGGAUUUGAAGUCUCUCUAACAAGGCGAAAACCGGUCGACAGGGAUUUCGUUCAGUUGAUUUGCAAAGUGAAUACCUUCAAUUUCAGUUACAUUCAUUGGAAGUGGAGACCCAUGCAUUCCGUGGGGGAAUUAAUGUCUUUAGAUCACAUUGCAGGUGUCGAUAUCUACACUAACAGUUCCACGUACUCCCAUACAUCUGUGGUGACAUUCCACCCCAUUCGCCUGAAUUUAAGUGGAGAAUACGAAUGUGUAGCGGGAAGCUACAGAAAGAAUAUCACGGAAGUGAAGCACAUCACGAUUGACGUUAAAGAAAUCCGCCCACCUAUUCUCAACAAUACAAACAUGGCCGGCGUGUCCAUUCUGACCGCUCCGGGAUCCCUCCAGGAAUUUUUCUGCUACGUAGACGGAGUGCCCUUCCCCAGAGUAACUUGGACCAAGAAUGGAGAGGAAUUCGACGUCAGCAACAUGUCAGGAGUGGAAAUGACCGAAGAAGGCCAACGACUGACCAUACGCAGAGUGCUCGAAAGGGACGCGGGUUUCUACGAGUGCAUCAUAGAAAACAGAGGAGGAAUGGUAAAAGCCAAUUCCACCUUGGACAUCCUCAUGGACGACAAAGAUGCUCAAAACAGCUUGACUACCGGGGAGAUAGUCGCUGCAGUUGUGUUUGGGUUCGUGGCCAUCGUUUUGUUUUUAGUUGUUUUUUGCCUCAUACAGAGAAUUAUCAAAGAGAAGAAACAGAAGAAAGAACUGGACUUCAUCAGCCACAAUUUCUUCGAAAGAGGAUACAUCGACAUAUUCAAUCCGAAUUUACCUUUGGAAGAUCAAAUUGAUCUUUUGCCUUAUAAACACAACUAUGAAUUCCCAAAAGAAAGAUUAAAACUCGGUAAAACUUUAGGACAAGGAGCGUUUGGGCGAGUUGUGAAAGCUGAAGCCAUAGGAUUGGUUGACGGAGAAGCCUCCACUACAGUUGCCGUGAAAAUGCUCAAAGAGGCCGCUGAUUCAGAACAGAGGAAAGCAUUGAUUGCAGAGUUGAAAAUAUUGAUUCACAUUGGAAGACAUGUGAACAUAGUAAACCUGUUAGGAGCAGUCACAAAAAACUUAUCCAAAGGAGAACUGUACGUGAUAGUAGAAUACUGCUGUUUCGGCAAUCUAAGGCACUUUUUAUUGAAGCACAAAGGUUCGUACAUCGAUCAGUUGGACCAUCGUACGGGACAACUGGAUCCCCAGGUAUCCACUUUGCCGGGGAGUCCAUUCUCUGUCAACACCAACGAUACCAUGACCUCUUAUUCCAACAUUUUGGGCAUAGGAAUGGAUAACCCCACCUACAGGCAACAAUCUUUAAAUUAUGCUGACCUGGCUCACGAUCAAGUGACCAAUGAUUCUGGUACGGGCAUUUCUGUGUUCACCAACCCCUCCGGCAGCAGUGUCAGUGACCGAUAUCUCAGAAAUUCAGUACCUGCACACUGUCAAAGUGAAAGACUUGACACAUGGAAUGAAGAAAUGCCGAAUAAUUUUUUCAUCACAACCUGUGAUCUGUUGUGUUUCGCCUUCCAGUGUGCCAGAGGGAUGGAGUAUUUAGCAUCUCGAAAGCUUAUUCAUAGAGAUCUCGCCGCCAGAAAUGUGCUGUUGGCCAAAGACAAUGUGGUAAAAAUUUGCGACUUCGGAUUGGCCAAAGACUGCUACAAGUACUCCAACUACAUAAAGAAAACAGAUGGAUUACUGCCAAUAAAAUGGAUGGCGAUUGAAUCGAUUCGAGACAGAGUUUUUACAACGAAAAGUGACAUAUGGUCAUUUGGCAUUUUACUCUGGGAGCUAUUCACUCUAGGAAGCAAUCCGUAUCCAGGAGCAGAAAUCAACGAAGAAUUUUUCAAGAAAUUAAAGAACGGAUACAGAAUGGAAAAACCGGAAUAUGCCCCAGAGAAAGUAUAUCAACUGAUGAAGAAUUGUUGGUUGGAUGAUCCUAACGAAAGACCAGAUUUUAUCAGUUUGGCUGAGCAGAUUGGAGGACUCCUUGAGUCAAGUGUUAGAAAGUAUUAUGUAGAAUUGAACACUCCCUACCAAAUGAUGAACGAAGACUUGCUAUCAAACAACAACGACUAUCUUCAAAUGACAGGUGUCAGCAAGGAAGAGUAUACCAAUAUGGUCAACUUGUCAGAUCCGAAGCCCCUGGCAUCUGUCCCACUCAACACAUACACCAACAUCAUGUCCAUGAAUCCCUCUCCAGCAGAGGCGGUUCCCAUGAUCCGACUCGACAAUCCGGCAGUUCUGAGAGAGAGGUCUACCAAAAACCGGAAUCAUUCUUCGGAGCUAUCCUGUGAAGAAGACCUGCAGAACGUGACGGACAUAACGUAUUUGAACAUGACUAGUUCUUCCGAAAAGGAUGAGACAGAUGAUUAUGAUUCAGUCUUUCCUGAGAAGAGAGUCCAUUAUGAAAACGGUGACUACACUUCAAUACCUUUACUUAUAAAUCGCAUGCAACAGAGGGUUGUUAAGAUGCAUGAUAUAUAAUUCUGGUGGUGGUAUUUUUGUUAUUGCAUGAAAACAAUAACAGAUAUUGGAUGUCGGAUGAGAUUAUAUAUUGGAUGAUCUACCCAAGUAGCACAUGAAUCUUGAUCAGUAGAUUAAAAUAGCACAAAAUACUACGGAGAUCAUAAAAUAUUAUAAAAAUUAUGUUUAUGAAUAUUGACAGAUGUCAAAGUAGUCAUUCAGUUGUAAAAUACUAAUUCAAUAAAAACCGUUAAUUCCCCCCCCAAAACCCCCCCUACAAUAAUAUUUUUUCUUUUCCAUAACAAAUAACAUAAGAUUCAGCUACACUAGUCACAAAAGUUCAAAAGUAAAUUUGCUGUGGCCUGUUAAAUAACAGCAGCCAAUAUUAUUGAAAGUAUUGCUGAACAUCAGAAUUUGAUAUGAUCAAAAUGCUAGUGCUACUCAGGUAGAAUGUGCAGUUUUAAAUGAUGGUGAUGGAAUUUUGUUUUCAGGAAAAUGAUAUAAAUUUGUUAUAAAACUUCACUUAUACACAUUUGGAAGAAUGCAAACUUGGAUAUUAUGUUGCAUGAAGUUUAAUAGUGGUGGUAAAAUUUCUGUUACAGUCCAAAAAUGGUGAUGGAUGCUGAAUAUUUUAUUUUGAACCUCGACAAUGUAUCACAUUCAAAUAUAUCUAUCACACAUUCUGAAAAAAAAAAAAAAAAGACUGCUACAAUAAGGAAAAUUGAAAUUUUACAGAAGUGUUUGACUUUUGUUUACAUCCCAUAUCUCGAAAAAUUCUUCAUUAUUUGAAGUCUUCCAAUAAUAAAAAAAAGUACUUUUUUUCCAAACAAAUGUUAUAUAUAUAAAUAACUCACAUGAUGCUGUUGUCACAUGACUAAAGUAACUGCAUGCAUAAUCAAAAUUAUAUAUGUAUAUAAUUCACAAUUAUAUUGCUUGACACUGUGUUGCGACAGCAAGACAAUCCCCCCCCCCUAUAAGAUGUAAAACAGAUUCCAAAAAUAAAUUGUUGAAUCAGAAUUGAAAUGCACAUGAACAUUGGAAAGAAGCAUUUAUUUGAUUAUGUGCUAAAACAAAUGUAAUAAACUACAGUAAAAAUUAAAUAACAUUUUAGAUUUUAUAUAUAUUUACCUCCACCUCCACACUCUCAAAAAGAAAAGCAGAUGAGUCUUGAUAAUGACUACUUUUAUUGCUUAUUCAUAGAUAUAAGCAAUAAAAAUCAUUCAAUACAUGAUGCAUUAUCGAGGUGAUAGAACAAAUUAUUGUAAAUCUUUAUAGCACAUGCAAUAUGAUGAUAUUUUUAUUGAACUUAGGAGGCUUCCACAUGCAGGAGCAAGAAAUGAACACCCGGUGCUGAAAUCUUCAAGACUGGGGUCAUUAUGGUGUACAGUUGUUUUUUUUUCAUGUACAUAUCAACCAUUCAUUAUAAAGGCUCAAUUUCAUUAUCGUUUGUAUAUAAAUGUCAUAUGUUAAAUAUUUGAUAGAGUUGAUGUUAUAUGAGGAAGAUUUCAAACAAAAAUUAGUUUCAGACAAAUUUACUUAAUGAAUGAGAAUUAAGUAAACCAUACAUUAAAAAGCAAUUCUAAAAAAAAUGAUUUCCCAAUCUUAUAAGAAAACUUAAUAUUUAUUGAAACAAAGUUGUAAAGUGUAUUAAAAUGAUAUUUAAAUUUUGAUAUACAUAUAAUUUAACAAAAUAAGCAAAGCAAUUUUAAUCAAAUAUUCUGCAACAAUGAUAGUGUUUUAAAAUGAAGCAAACAAAAUACAUGCACUAGCUAAUUAAUAAUAAAAAAGAAAAUCCUGCUCAACAAAAGUAGAUUUGUGAUAAAAUUUUCCAAGAAUAUAUUAGUUUGUCUAUAACAUAAAAAAUUAAUAGAGAAAUUAUUCAAUUCACUUUCGAUUGACAGUAACACAAAGUCAAGACUAAGAUUAUUUUCUAACAAAACAUUUUGGUAAUAUACUCAGUACUGUCCAGUCUUGAGAGUUUGAAUUUGCAUAUAAUUUUCCCCAAUAUCAUAACUAAAUAUUUAUUUGUGUCUUUAGAAGGCAGGUUGGAGGAGCUAAAUACAAAGGAUAUAUGGCAAGUUUUGAAAUUUAAAAAAUAUUAACUUCAUAAUUUUAAAUCAUUUUUUAAGAUGAUCAAAAUGAUAGAUGCAGUCAAGGUUGCAGGCACAAUCCAUUGAAUUUUACCUUUAAAAAAUUUGCAAAAGAAUUGUAUAAUUUCAUUCAUGCAGGAAAAUAUUUUUUUAUGAAAAUAAUCUGAUUUGAUGUGUUAGAAAUGCAGGAAAAAAGUCAUCAAUCUUUGCAUUCAUAAGUCAUAUAAAUAAUAAAUUUGAUGCAUAGAAAAAAGUAAUCAUGCCUCAAUACAUAUAAAGUAAACAGAAAACUUUUUUCUUUUUAAUUUUUGAACUUAUCUAAUAUAUAUAUCAUUUAUCUAAUUAGGUAAAAUAAUAUACAUCAUUCAUCUAAGAAGUAUAAUAAAAAGUAAGGCAACUAUAAAGACAUUAUCUUUACUUGAAUAAGAAAAAAAAUAUCCAUAAUUAUACAAAAUAUAUUCUAUUCUGCAUAAUUUUCCGUAAUUGCUUUUGGUAUUAUUUCUUCCUUUUUAGUUUUAGCAUUAAAUAUAGAUAAG